Bolinopsis microptera is the source of this 1212-nucleotide messenger RNA. RefSeq names its product transmembrane protein 41B-like. The record is from RefSeq and is a predicted model, not a curated record. Bases 8 to 751 code for a protein of 247 amino acids. The transcript is spliced from 5 exons. Lineage: Eukaryota; Metazoa; Ctenophora; Tentaculata; Lobata; Bolinopsidae. Gene Ontology annotation, cellular component: endoplasmic reticulum membrane.
GUUAGCAAUGACUGUUGAGAGUAGCAGAAAAUCAUUUGUGAUUCUGGCUGGUGUGUUUGGUGCUGCUGUAUCAAUUCUGUAUCUCAUCUAUUCCAAUUUGCCUGAUCUCCCCCCUGAGCAUAGAGCUAGCAUAGUACUUCCACGUGACAUUGAAGAUGCUAAAAAAUUGGGGCAAGUGAUUUCUAUAUACAAAGAAACACACUACUAUUCUGUCAUGGGCCUCUUCUUUGCUGCUUACAUAUUCUUACAAACCUUUGCAAUACCUGGUUCUAUAUUUUUGUCUAUACUUUCAGGAUUUUUGUUCUCGUUUCCAGUAAAUCUAUUUCUGAUCUGUUCAUGCAGUGCUCUUGGUGCAACUAAUUGCUUCCUCCUGUUCUCAUUGGUUGGCAGAAAGAUUGUUAUGAAGUAUUUUCCAGAAAGAAUUCAGACAUGGAAUGCUCAGGUUGACAAACACAGAGACAGUCUUUUAAACUACAUCAUAUUUUUGAGGAUCACACCGUUUCUGCCCAACUGGUUUAUCAACAUGACAUCACCUGUUAUUGGUGUUCCUGUUUUUCCCUUCGUUUUUGGGACAUUCAUAGGUGUGGCCCCGCCCUCGCUACUGGCAAUACAGGCUGGGAAAACAUUACACACAUUGACUAGUGCCAGCGAUGCGGUUUCUCCACUUCAACUCAUCUUAUUGAUCGGACUGGGCUUCGUGAGCAUGAUACCUGUUGCUUUCAAACAUUACUUUAGACAAAAGUUGGAAUGACAGAAUUUGAAAUAGUCUUUAAUUUAGUUUGGGGCAUUAUUAUUUCAAUGAUGAAUUUACCGAUGUGACAUGCAUGUUGCUUAAAUACUUUGUUAGCACUUUAUUUACUUAAUUAAGAGAGCAUUCCCGACUUCAAUCUUAUUCCUAUACUUUAAACUAGAAGCUUUAAAACGUAACGUGCAAUUUCAAAUUCAGACUAAUUUAUUUAUUUAUAUUCUGUUGCAUCAGUUGUUAAGAAUUUGUAUUCUUGAGUUAUAAUGCCACCGUACCCGGUUCUACCUUUCUAACCUAUUUAAAGAAAACAAUGCUAACUGCCCAACUUUAGGUUAAACCUAAUAAUCUGGUACAUUGUAGUCAAAAAGGCUUUUUGUCCCAUAUUGAAUUUGUUCAAUUGAAUUUGAUAAAAGCCAACCCACACUUUUAUCAUUGAUAAUAUGAAGUUUACUCGAAACCUCACUAAA